Syngnathus acus (greater pipefish) is the source of this 1689-nucleotide messenger RNA. RefSeq names its product RAB5 interacting factor (gene rab5if). Bases 190 to 573 code for a protein of 127 amino acids. The transcript is spliced from 4 exons. Lineage: Eukaryota; Metazoa; Chordata; Actinopteri; Syngnathiformes; Syngnathidae. Gene Ontology annotation, biological process: mitochondrial respirasome assembly. The record is from RefSeq and is a predicted model, not a curated record.
CAUUGCGCAUGCUCAGUCAGCCUUAAAAGGCUAGCGUCCGAAAUCUGUCAGCUCAGCGUACUGUCUUAACUUAAUAGCUUACUGACUUGCUUCCAUUUACUCGGCGCCAGAUACUUAAAUCUACUAGAAAGAUCCUUUAGUUUGUAAGAUUUGUUUUUCUACGCGUGUGGCGUAAAGAAUCAGUAAAGAAUGACGAGCAGCUCAAAGCGGAAAGAAGAAAAUCAUUUGCUGAAUGGGGGUGUCAAACAGUCCACAUGGAGCAAAGCGUUCAACAGUAAUGCCAUUUGGGAGGGGAAGGAUGAGUUUUUAGAUGUGAUUUACUGGCUCCGGCAAAUCAUUGCAGUGAUCCUUGGUGUCAUCUGGGGUGUCGCCCCGCUUAAAGGAUUCCUUGGAAUUGCCAUAUUCUGCAUCAUCAACGCUGGCGUCCUCUAUGUCUACUUCAGCAGCUUUCAGCAAAUUGACGAGGAAGAGUACGGUGGAACGUGGGAGCUCACCAAAGAAGGCUUCAUGACAUCUUUUGCUCUUUUUCUGGUGGUUUGGAUAAUCUUUUACACAGCCCUACACUUUGACUGAAAGGAUUCCACUCAACACUUGAUGCGAACAAUAAUGUGGACAAGCAGGGACUCUAUGGCUGAAAGGGUGCCGGCGUACCCGCCAACAGUACGACUCCUCAGUGUGCGCUGCAUAAUGGAAAUAGUUGGUUGAAGAUCAACAUGAUAAAAAUCCGUUUCUCUUGAUGCCGGGCUGCUUUUAACGAGUGACAAACAUUCAUUCUUACUCUCGUGUCGUCACCAUGUCUGACAAAACAUGCAAAAAAAAGAAUAGUGGCUCUGGUUCUAUUUCUGAUGAAUCAAAGUCUUGAUAGAAAAUGGAGUGUGGAUGCUAUCAUGCCUGACCUAUCUGCUGGAAAAACAUUUGUAUUGCCAUUUGUUAGAAUAUUCAUUUCAUUGUACCCGUACGACUCCAGUGCUGGUCCCUCAAGUUUUAAGAUGCAGGUAACAAAGCUCAUUUUCAUGACACUCAUCCUGGAACCAUACUGACACCCAAUAUUACUGCCUUUGCAAUUUGAUUGCUAAUUUGUAUUUGUUUUUCAUCACUUGUCCUGUCUAUUUGGAGCAACAUUCUCAGUUGGACUGCAGCACGGUGACGUUUAUCAUUUGUUCCAAGUGUGUUUGGUUUUUAAGAGUGGAUGCAUUUUAAUAUUGCUGUAAUUCAUUUUACCAGCCUAGAUCCAAACCUGUCAUCACGAUACAGUAUUUGAAUCAUGAUCUGUCCAUCAAGCAAGGAGGAAACUGUUUUCAAAUGUAAGCUAAACUUGGCCUGAGCACACUAAGACAAACUGUGUAUCGCAUUGUCGGUUAUUAAUAAAUAGAAAAGAGGGUAGAAAUAAUUUAACGUAGCUUCCAGAUCAGUCUUACCUCUUGUUUUGAUAUUAAUUUAAAGUAUUCUGUAAAUUCUUUUCAAUGAACCUGUUGUCAAAUCCAAAUCUCUGUACUUGCGUUACGUCUUGCAGGAUGUAACGUUGCUAAGUAUUUUCUAGUCGAGAACAUUUGUUCUCAGUUCCUGCAAAGGUGUAAUGAAACUGUUAGCCUAAAUAUGCAGAUUGUGUGUUGAAACGAUCGUGUUUUUCAAAUCAAAUCUUUUGGGAAUCAUUAAACAUGGGCUUUAUUUGGCCUCCAUUUUCAAUGA